Molecule: messenger RNA, 3828 nt
Organism: Symbiodinium sp. CCMP2592
Lineage: Eukaryota; Dinophyceae; Suessiales; Symbiodiniaceae
Source: the annotation of a GenBank genome assembly
AUGGAACAGGCCGCUGACGCGCCCGAGCCGGCACCGCCGGCUUCAAACGCUGCGAUGUCCCUCCCGGUUGAUUGGGAUCCGUCGAUGAUGGCCGAUGAUAUCGAGACUCUUCGACGCGAGUACAAAACACAGGUGGAAAAUUCCCUGCCGUCUCCGAGACUUCAGUUCAAUUACGCAAAAGCACUGGUCUCGUCGUCAAGGUAUUCCGACAUCGAAGAAGGCAUUUUCCUCUUGAACGAACUGUUCGAUGUUGGUUUCCACCGCCCAGAUUGUCUGCACACGCUCGCCCUGGCCUACCUCAAAGUCGGCAACUAUGCCCAAGCCAAGGAGAAGCUUGACAUUUGGAUCCAUCUGGAGCCGCAAAACUGUGUUCUACGAUACCAGGUGUUCUACGGAGUGUCCAACAUGAAGAUCCUGCUUCGCAGGUUCUCGAGCGCGCAUCCCAUGAUGGAUGGAUCGGAGAUGGCCUUCCCUCAUGCAGAUGGAACAGGUGCUUUCGUCUUGUCUUUUGUCGGUAUCAGCCUUGCCAAAGAUGUGCAUCACCCUGGACCACUGAUGGUGUCUGCAGCUACGGUAGAUUCAAUUCGAGGCUCGGCCUGCCUUCCGGAAACGACCGAGGGGUACGUCCCCGUUGCAGAGCGCAAGAACGUCACUAUUGACGGCUAUACGGUGCCUAUUGGCUUCACCAAUCCGAACUGGGAAUCCGCCAUUAUCUACAAUACGGUGGCUUCGAUUCUUGUUGAGGAGAUCAUUGGCUUCAACACGAAGCUGGGGCCAUUCGGAUCCGGCUCUCCGAAUGCCUUCGAGCUCGCUGCCAACGACCCGACAGUGCACGUUGCCCAAGAGCUGUGGGAUUACGCGCUGACUGCGUUCGCCGCAAGCUUCAAUGCAGCGAAUCCGGACAAGGCCCUUGACCGAGUGAAGGCGUUGGACUAUUCAGGGACAGACGGCAUGUACAUCUUCCCGAAGACUUAUGAGCCAUACUACACAGACUCGGGUAAGUCACUUGAGUUCUACAAGGACCUCAAUGUGAGUUGGGGCAACUAUCAGAACUACUUCUCCCAGAUGUCGGUCUUUACCGAUCCUUCGGCUUUUGACGACUGCAGUCACCCAACCGUGGCAUCCGAUGGAGUCAUGGACGACUAUAUCAGAUUCACAGGCGAUGAGGAUGCCAUAGUCACUGUCAACGGGCAGAGGAAGUGGAUCUGCUACCAGGAGAAGUGGUGGAUGUCACCAGCUUGCCGGGAUGCGCCAAUGACUUGCGCACCCAUGAUCACGAACUCGUUCUGGUCCUACAACCCAUCACGGCAGAAGGCUGCUGUCUACAACAUCGCCAUGUCCAUUGCAAACACGAUCGCGUAUGGCGACUACACGUCUAUGCCGAAGCAGCACAGAACCUUUUCGUACUGGUGGUCACCUGACAUCACCUUCAAGGCGGACGGGGCAGUAAAGGUGAUCUUCCUCCCGUACAGAGAAGACGAAUACGCGAUUGGGAAGUUCACCACCGACGUGAACGACGUCCCCCUGCUGUCAUAUGUGCAUAAGCAGCUGGGAACUGCAGCCCCAGCCGUCCUGUCCAUGCUGGGCGAUAUGGCCAUCUACAAGCCUGACAUGGAUUGGCUACUGGAGGAGGUGGUGUUGGGGCGAACACUUGGUGUUGUCGACGCGCAGUAUGAAGCAGCGUGUCAGUGGGUGAAGGACAACGAGAUCCGCUGGAAACAAUGGAUUCCAAUCGCCACUGCAUGCAAGCGAACGCAGGGAUACGGCAUGGUCACAGAGUUCGGCGAAUUCGUGAGUACACGGCUUCCCGAUGCGGCUGGAUGUGCACUGUGUGUGCCGGGACGAUUUGCGGAUGCUUACUCAGACGACGAUGGCAACUCAGCCAUCUGCAACACCUGCCCCCAAGGAGCAGCUCAAGACCGGGGUGCACAGACAGCCUGCGCAGAGUGCGAAGCCGGAACCUACAGUUUGCCUACAGGUACUCGGUGUGCCCGAUGCCGCAGAGGCACCUACCAGCCCAACAUAUCCCAGACAAGCUGCCUCAGCUGCCUUGAGCCACAGACAACGGCGACUGUUGGCUCCACUUCGCAGGAAGCCUGCAUCUGCCCCGCGGGCACCUAUCGCCCAUGCCACGACUUUGACGACGGCGGGGCGCUUCGACCGGAGUGCCAAUGUGAUACAUCGCUGUAUGUCCCAGCUUCCAGCAUCGGACAGCGAUGCCUGCCAUGCCCGGAAGGCAUGGAGUGUCCGGAGGGCUCCGAUGAACAGUUCCUCCCUUGUUCAGAUGAGGAGAUUCAGAACUCCACUGCGUUCAGCUAUCCUGUGCCGCAGGAAGGCUACUUCGUGGAGUGGAACGAGCCGUUGUGGGUCUUCAAGUGCAUUGACCUGCCCUCCUGCCCGGGCGGCAUGGCCUCGAACUGCGGAGAAGGCUUGCAGGGAGCUGCUUGCGGAGCCUGUGCAGCAGGCUUCUACAAGCAAGCAGGCACCUGCCACAAAUGCGGCGAGAUGGAGAAGCAUCCCCUGUUCCUCAUCAUCCCGCUUCUACUGUCGCCGGCCGCCAUCUUUGUCUUGUACAAGGUGUCGCAGGAUGACGUUGGAAAAUGGGGAAAGACGACACAAGGUUUCGGCGGCAUUGGCUACCUGCUUCUCGUUUAUGUCCAGUCGAUUUCCGUGAUCAUGGCCGUCUUCCCCACUGUCCCAGCGAUGCUGAGCUCAGGCUUGAGUUGGAGCGGGGCCAGUGCAGAGAUCACAUCUCUGUUCCGCAUCGAGUGUGCAGGCCCUGCCGGUUUUACCGAAAACUUCCUGUUCAACCUGUUUCUGCCAGAGAUCGUUGGCUUGGUCUUCUUCUUGACUUGGCUGAUAGCUCGGUUCAUUCCGAAGAUCCGGAUGGACGGCGACAUCGUGCUCGGUUGUUUCGGAGGCAUUCUGAAGACCUUCUUCGUCACGGUCGCUUCCAAGUGCUUCUCCUUGUUCCAGUGCUACAGUCAUCCGAACGGCAUGCGGUCAAUGCGGUCUUCGCCCGAGGUACUGGAACACUCGGAUGUGUGGCUCAGCAUGGUCGGCUUUUCGGCCUUCGCCAUCUGUCUCAACUGCCUUACUCUGCUCGUGGUCUUCGGGUGGGCGAUGUGGGUGGCCCCCGCAAGGUUCCACCAAGUAUCUUUCCGUCGGCGCUGGAAGUUCAUGAUUCAGAAGAUGAGGCCAUCCGUGCAUUGGUGGAUGAUGGUCAUCCUCAUCAAGGGCCUGUGGUUGGCUCUGACAUCAGUGCUGUGGAACACCACGAUGACUCAGUCGCUUUGGAUCUGCGCAGGCCUCCUUGCUUACUUCACGGGCAGCUACGUUCUGCUGCCAUGGCGGAGCGUUUUCGUGGCCAUGCUGGACAUUGGCACCCACGUCUCCAUCUUGCUGCUUUGCCUGCUCCUCCCGUUCCUUUUGACCUUUAAGCCCGAGGAGUCUGAUGUGGCUUCGAUGUUCUUCCUUAUCUUGGCCGGUCUCUCCUUCCUAGCCGUUGUGACCAGCCUCCUCUGGAUCUUGUACAAGGCCGCGUGGCCAGGCUACAAGACCAGAAGGGAGAGGAUGUUGAACUACUAUGCAAAGCGCAUGGCCGAGGUCUUCCCGACCGCCACGGACCCUCGAAUGAUGGCAGACCUGAUGGGGGAAAUCCCCGCUCUGGACAUUGUGAACUUAAAGUAUGUUGCAACGAUGAUGUCGGCAGAAAUCCUCGACAAUCGUGUACCUGGGCGCCUUGUUUGGCAAGAGGAGAAGAAAACGGACCCCGAAAAAGAUGCGUUUGUGUGCGGCAUCACGCGGUCACAGGUGACAUGGGCUUAG